AGUUUUUUUUAAUUAUUAAAAUUUUAAUCCCCUAACAAAUAUAUAUAUAUUUUUUGCAAAAUACAAAAUUGAAGCUUAUGACACGAGUCACGACAACGGACAAAGUGAAUUUGGCCCCUUAAUCAUAUACUUUGGUGAUGGAUUUAAAUUUAAUGGGCCACUUAGGAAUAUUUUUGAAAAAAAGAAAAAUAUAUACAAUUUUAAUUCCGUAGACUAGAUUCCCCCAACCCGUUCCUCGAACCUUGACAAGCAGCUGAUGAAGGAAAGCGAUGAAGGAAAGCGCAGCAAUGAUCCAAUUACUACAAAAAAAACAUAUUCUCUCAUUUACACCGUUCGAUCUCCUUCCACGUCAGCAAUCCGCGUGAAGCCUCGUUUCAACGGCAGAGAUCGCAGUUGCAGAAGUUACUGAAAAAGAGAGAAAUUUCGUUCGAUUAUUUGUUCUAAAGAUGAAGUUGACGGAAGAAGAGAGCGAAUUUGAAGAGGAAAAGGAAAUCAGGGUUAUGAAAGUGGAAGAAGUGGACGGUGAAGAUGAAAGUGCAGCAGAAGGCGGCGAAGAGGAAGAAGACGACGACGACGAUGACGAAGAUGAUGAUGAUGAUGAUGGGGAAGAUGAGGACGACGACGACGAAGACGGAGAAGAGGAGGAUGAUGAUGAAGUUCAGGUUAUUCACUCUUCCGGUGGUCCUCCGGUGCAGCCAGUGGAUGACGAUGAGGAUGAAGACGAAGAUGGGGAUGAUGAAGGCGACGAUGGCGACAGUGAAGGCGACGGCGAUGACGACAACGACGACGACGACGACAGCGAUGACGAUGAGGAAGGUGAAGAGGAGGAGGGUGUAGGAACAGAGUUCCUUGUUCGGCCUAUAGGUCCUGCUGAAGAUGAGGAAGAUGCUAGUGAUUUUGAACCAGAAGAAAAUGGUGAGGAGGACGGUGAGGAAGAGGAGGAAGAUGAAGAUGAUGAUGAGGCUGGUGGAAAGAUUGAAGCUCCACCUAAGAGGAAAAGGCCGGAUAGAGAUGAUUCUGAUGACGAUGAUGAUGGUGGAGAGGAUGAUGAGAGACCCUCCAAGCGAUAGGGCUGCCUCCUGGCCCCUUCUUUGUUCGAGGACUGACCCAUUGCCACACAGGUCAAUCUCUCUCUUUCUAAUUAGAAACAAUAUAGUAGGAUGGGUUAUGCAUUCUAGUUUUAGUUGUAUCAUCAUGGUUCAGUACUAGUAGGGAUUACAUGUUCAUUCUGGUAAUGCAUGGUUAUUAUGUUCUCUGAAAAAAGAAAACUAUUGGGAACAUCUGGUUUAGAAUUUGUGUACCUUUAUGAUGUUAGAUUACAAUGUAGAACUUUGAGAAUCCCCAUCUUUUAGGAUUGAUAGCAUGUUUUUUCUAGUCAGGUUUCCUUUUUAAAUUUUCUUAUGAUGUGUUGAAUGGUUGUUGGAUGGCAAACUAUUUUUGCAUGAUUAGUUGAUGAUGAUGAUCAUAAUGGGUCUUGCUGCAAUUCUCAAAUGAUUGAUGACCUUACUAGCAAAUUGGCAUUGGUUGAGGAAGGACGAAAGGGACAUGUGUUUUUGUGAAAAUGGGCUAGACACCUGAGAGUAACCUUUAAGAUCGUACCAGUGAUCUGAUUCUGGUUCAACUGGGCUCUGGGGCCUAAAUAUUACUGCCAAUUGCGAACCCUAUCUCCAAUCCAUUUGUUCGGACCAGACUGGAUGAUAUGGUAAACCUGGAAUUAUAUAUAUUUGUAGGUGAAGCAUGUGAACGAGUAAAAAUUAAAAUAAAGACUAACUGGCUCAUUUGGCACGGAUAGUCUUCUUUGACGUAAAAAUUUUGGGUUUUUAAGUUUGAGUUUAGCCGAUGCUGGCUUAUUAAAAUUAUUUCAAAUAUACGGCUUCUAUUUAUUUGUUUUAACUUAAUAGAUAUGAAAUAUUUUGUCUUGAUUUGAAAACUGAACAAAUGGUUUACUCUCGAAAUUUUUUCUGACAAAAAAAAAUUAAAAUAAAGAAUGCAUAAAAAGAAAUGGAAGAGGGAGGGUAAUUGUUUUAUUUGGAGAAAUGUGAAGAAGUUGAUUAAAAACUAUGAAGCCCAAUCUCAGUCAAUAAAAAAUUUUGAAGCCCUAGGGACAAGGAAAAGGCCCACAGUUAAAUUAGCAUGGUCUGGGCAAUUGGGUUAUGAACAGUAGAAUCGAAGGGGAGAGACAACGCCGGCCAUAGAUAAAGGUGGUGAAUUCCACGUCGGUGCCUUCAAAAUUUUGCAGACAGCUGGUUAGAAUUAAUGACACGUGUAUAUAAUUUCUUUUGUGUCAAAGCAUAUCCAAUUAUAAAGUCUUAAAUUUAACAAAAAAAAUCAUGUGUCUGAUUAGUAGUAACAAAUAAAUAAAUAAAAAAUAAAGUUGACACGUCACUAUCCUCCCCAUGCUUUCAACAUCUAACGGCUAAGAAAACAAAUCGUUUUUUAAUUUAAAAUUUAAGCAUAAAUAAUCUAACACUUUUUAUUUAUUAUUUAUAAUUUAUAAAAACAAAGAAAAACACAGAUCUAAACUAACCCGGCUAAAUUUGUACUCUUUGUUUCUUCCCAUAAUCUUUUGUUUCGUACACUCCUUUUAUAUAAAUAAAAAAAACUAUUGACACGUAUCGCUAGAUUCGAAUCAAAUCCAUCUCUCCGUGUUCUACGGCUUCUUAUCAUUUUUUUUUCUUUUCCUUUCACUCACUGAAA
Messenger RNA from Durio zibethinus, 2697 nucleotides. The record is from RefSeq and is a predicted model, not a curated record. Lineage: Eukaryota; Viridiplantae; Streptophyta; Magnoliopsida; Malvales; Malvaceae.